Quercus robur (English oak) is the source of this 3505-nucleotide messenger RNA. Its product is annotated as putative disease resistance protein At4g10780. The record is from RefSeq and is a predicted model, not a curated record. Gene Ontology annotation, molecular function: ADP binding; ATP hydrolysis activity. The transcript is spliced from 4 exons. Bases 363 to 3275 code for a protein of 970 amino acids. Lineage: Eukaryota; Viridiplantae; Streptophyta; Magnoliopsida; Fagales; Fagaceae.
UUAAAGUGAAAGGAAGAAAAAGAAAUCGAAAGUUGAAAGUUCGCUAGUGUUUUCUUAGCAUGUUCUACGAAGUUUCUCUUGACUUACUUGCCAAUUUCCCAUUUGCUUCAGUCAUCAGGAAAACAAGUUUCCCAUUGAAUACCUUUAGCUUCACUUAUUGAGUCUUCAACUCUGAAUCUAACUUCUCUCUUUACAAAACAAAAAGGGGAAAAAAGAUUGCAUUUAGAUAGGAAAUUUGCUGAUCUUGGUUAUCUUUUUGAGGUUACUUCAAGGCUUAUUUUUCCACUGUAAUCAGAAUCUUUGAAGAAAUAUUGGUACUGAAGCCAAUUUUAUUGGCAUUUCUAUAGUCCAGGGACUUGCUAAUGGAGAUGUUAGGCGCAAUUCUUGAGCUUGGAAAAACGAUAUUGGCUCCGAUUAGUGAAUAUUACAAGUAUCACAGAAGCAUUGAUGAACAUAUGAAAAAUCUCAAGAGAAAACGAGACGAUUUAGAAUGCAAAAAGUCAGACAUUGAAUCAAAAAUGAGAGCAGAACUUCUUCCAAGAAAGAAACCAAAAAGAGAAGUUGAAUUUUGGCUCCAAAAGGUAAAAACGAUUAAUGUGGAAAUACAAAACACUGAACAAGAGGCUGAAAGAGGGAAGUAUUUCUCACGUAUGCAUGUAGGAAAAAUUGCUUGCCAGAAGAUACAAGAAGUGACAGAAUUAAUUGAUCAAAGUUGUGGUUUCGGUGAAAGUUUAGUAAUUGACCCACCUGUAAGCUAUGGAGAUGAAUUGCCAACUAGGGCAUUAGUGGGAGAGAGUACAGCUGAAAUAACAAUGGAAAAGAUUUGGAAACACUUGUUAGAUGAAGAUUGUGGAAGGAUUGGUGUUUGUGGUAUGGGAGGGGUUGGUAAAACGACUAUUAUGAAACAAAUCAAUAAUCGCCUGUUAAAAGAGAAAGACAAGUUCAAUCAUGUAAUUUGGGUUACUGUAUCAAAGGCAUUCGAUGUUAUCAAACUACAAAAUGACAUUGCCAGCAUGUUGCAUCCAAAUCCUUUAAAGUCUGAGGAUGAAACAACAAGGGCAGGCAAGCUGUAUGCAGCAUUGAAAGAAAUGAAGAAGUGUGUGCUAAUUCUAGAUGAUUUGUGGAAUGCAUUUCCACUGGAGAAUAUAGGGAUCCCAGAGCCCACUUCAGAAAAUGGGUGCAAAUUGGUAUUGACAACUCGAGAUGCUAAAGUUUGUGAUGGAAUGAAUUGUAAAACUAUUAAAGUGGAGCUUCUUUCGAUAAAAGAGUCGCGUGAUUUGUUCUUGAAAACAGUGGGCUGUGAUGUUUCAAAUAUUCCAGAAGAUGUUGUGGAAGGCGUUGUCAAACAAUGUGCUCGUUUGCCUCUUGCAAUCAUCACAAUAGCAGGAAGUUUAAAAAAUGUAGUUGAUGUUUUUGAGUGGAGGAACACAUUGAAUGAGUUGAGGACAUCAACAAAAGGGUCGGCACAUGUAGAUGCUCCAGUAUUUAAGAGCCUUCAAUUCAGUUAUGAACGCUUAAAAGAUAAGAAACUUCAAGAUUGUCUCUUGUGUUGUGCACUAUACCCUGAAGACUAUGAGAUUAACAGAGAUGAGUUGAUAGAGCAUUUGAUUGGUGAGAAAGUAAUAGAAAGCAUGAAGAGUAGGCAAGAAGAGUUGGAUCAGGGGCAUACUUUGUUGAAUAAGCUUGAAAAUGCCUGCUUAUUAGAAGGUGGGUCUAAAUAUUUUGAAAUCAAAGGCAUUUUAGAAAAAAGGCGUUUUGUGAAGAUGCAUGAUCUAAUAAGAGACAUGGCCCUCCAGAUUGCAGGUGCUAAGUUCUUGGUAUUAGAAGAUGUUCCAAAUGAAGAAGAAUGGGGAAAUGAUGUUGAAAAGGUUUCUUUGAUGUGCAAACGUGGUUCAAAAUUUCCUGAUGUGUCACCAAAAUGUCCUAAGCUUUCGACCUUGCUUCUACGAGGAUAUGUAAACAUCAUCCCGGAUUCAUUUUUUGUGCACUUGCAUGGACUCAGAGUUCUUCAUGUAGUUUGUGGAAAGUAUAAUUCUUUACGAUCUUUACCAAAUUCAGUCUCUGACUUGAAGCAUCUUACUUCAUUAAGGUUUAAUUGUUAUGAUAUUAGGCGUGUGCCUUCAUUAGCAAAGCUUACAGCAUUAAGGAGUUUGGAUAUUUCGGGUCGUUAUCUGGAAGAAAUACCUCGUGGUUUGGAAAUGUUGGUCAAUUUGAGAUACCUUAAUGUUGAUAGUUCUCUAAAGAUCCAGAAAAUGAUGCCACCAGGGAUUUUACCCAAACUCUGUCAACUCCAAGUCCUCAAAUUGCCUUUUUUUGGUUUAGAAGUUAAUGGAGAGGAGAUGGUAAGGUUGAAGAAAUUAGAGUGUUUAGAAGGCGCAUUUGAUGGCGUUAAAGGCUUCAAUACAUAUGUUGAAUCCUUAGAGGAGGGAGGACCUAGCCAUUACAUAUAUGCCGUGAAUCAAAAAAAGCCAGCUAGCCAGCUGGGAGUUGCCGAGUUGGGCGAAAGAGUAAUUUUAAGUGACUGCAAUAUAUGUCUACUCCCAAAAGAUGUUCGUGCCCUCAUAAUUUGCGAAGUUCCACCCUGUGUGUCUUCGGACUACUGGAAAAAGGGUGUUUGGUUUAAGGGGUGUCAAGAAAUAGAAUACCUUAAUUCUUAUUUUUACACCUUUUCUCUUCAAAGCCUUGAGAUUCUACAUCUCUCCGGAUUGAAAAAUUUAAAGGGACUGUUUAGAGAAGAGAAAGUCGCACCGGUCGUCCCCCUCGGCACCUUUUCCCGCCUCAAACAAUUUGAAAUACAGUUUUGUCCGAAUAUAAAGAAGCUCUUCCCGCCUGGGUUGCUGCUGGACAACCUGGAACAGAUUGACGUCUAUGGCUGUGAACAAUUAGAGGAAAUAAUAGGUGGGGCUGAAGCAUCUGAUGAUGAAGUUGAAGAAGAAGCAAAAGAAAUUGUGGAAAUAUUCCCCCAAUUGAGGAAAUUGAUAUUAUGUGGAUUACCAGAGCUGAAGACCAUAUGCAGUAGCAGUAAUGUAAUACUUUGUGAUUCUCUCAAUUCUAUUUCGAUCUCCGGAUGUCCGAAGCUUAAGAGAUUACCUCUUUCUCUGCAUCUUAUUGAUGGAGAACUAUCUUCUCCGCCUUCUUCAUUACAAAUCAAAAUAGAGAAAGAAAGUUGGGAAUCGCUGGAAUGGGACAAUCAUGAUAUGAAGAUGGUCCUUGAACCUCUCUGUCAGUUCAUUAAAUGGGAUACGUCAUCAAGCCAAAGCCAACUCAAGAAAUAAUUGUGUGGCAUGGUCCGCGUGGACCCGCAACUAGAUCUUGGCUCUCAAAUGUGUUUCCGUGUAAUUCUUAGCUCUUUUGGUUCUGAUUUGCUUUUUAUUUGAACUUUGUUGUGUUAUGAUUUAUGAACAUGUGUUCUUCUCUUUGGCUGAGUGGGAUGAUCUUCUGUAAUAAAUUGUUACUCCAUGUUGAUUUGUUUAGUAAUUGUGAAAGGAUUCAAACAUUGUCUGUU